AUCCUUCCUUCUUGGGAAGGCGGAGCGUUUGCGGCCGCUCGCCGAUCCCGGGCCGGAGGCGAAAGGCGGCUGCAGGCGAGGCUGAGCCAUGGCGGCGGCCGAAGCGCGCCGGGUCCUCGUGUAUGGCGGCCGGGGCGCCCUGGGCUCCCAAUGCGUGCGCUACUUCCGAGGGAAGAACUGGUGGGUGGCCAGCAUUGACUUGGGAGAAAACGAAGAAGCGAGUGCCAACGUUGUUGUGAAAAUGAGCGAUUCCUUCGUUGAACAAGCAGAUCAGGUGACAGAAGAUGUUGGAAAACUCCUGGGCGAAGAAAAAGUCGAUGCUAUACUUUGUGUCGCCGGUGGUUGGGCUGGAGGCAGCGCGAAAGCAAAAUCUUUAUACAAAAAUACUGACCUGAUGUGGAAACAAAGUGUUUGGACGUCAACGAUCUCUAGCCAUUUGGCCACCAAGCACCUGAAGGAAGGGGGGUUGUUGACCCUAACAGGGGCCAAAGCAGCAUUGGCUGGAACUCCAGGAAUGAUAGGUUAUGGCAUGGCCAAAGGAGCAGUCCACCAGCUUUGCCAGAGCCUCUCGGGUGCAAACAGUGGGUUGCCACCGGGGUCUGCCGCGGUUGCCAUUCUCCCGGUUACCUUGGAUACACCGAUGAACAGGAAAUCUAUGCCUGAUGCGGAUGUCAGUUCCUGGACACCGUUAGAUUUCAUUGCCGAGUGAGUAAACAGAGGCUUCC
This is a messenger RNA of Podarcis muralis (Common wall lizard), 725 nucleotides long. The record is from RefSeq and is a predicted model, not a curated record. NCBI's taxonomy places the organism in Eukaryota, Metazoa, Chordata, Lepidosauria, Squamata, Lacertidae.